AUGAAUCCCGAUGAAGAAGAAAAACCAACAAAUCGUAAAAGAAUUUUUAGUCAAUAUAAAAGUUAUGAUGAAUUUGACAUAGAUGAAGUAUCCGGAAUAUUAUUGAACCAGUAUAAAAUAAUUGGUGGAAGGAAAUUUUUAAAUAAUAAUGAAGCAAAUUACCUCCUGCCAUCAGAUGAAAUAGAACUUCGGCGAAUGGAAAUUGCUCAUGUGCUAACCCGAUAUUCAUGGAAGGGCAAUUAUAGUGCACCAGUUGAAGAAAUAUUGAAAAAUGGUAAAGCUAACGUUCUCGAUGCUGGGUGUGGAGCAGGUUGUUGGGUCCUUGAUUUAGGGCACGAUUUUCCAAAUUCAACAUUUGUCGGUAUAGACAUUCAAUCAAGUGGAUUUCCGUCAGCAAACGAACGUCCUCAAAAUACUGGAUUUCUGGAGCAUAACUUACUAAGAGGAAUUCCAUUUCCUGAUGAAACGUUUGAUUACGUUCAUAUGUCAUCGAUGUGGAUGGCGCUUACUAAACAACAAUACAUAAAUGCAAUCCAUGAAUUAGUACGUGUAACGAAAUAUAAUGGGUGGAUUGAAAUUUACGAACCGAAUCUUGAUCUUAAAAAUUUAGGAAAUUCUAUGAAAGCCGUUCAGGAUUCUUUUCAUGCAAAGGUAAAGGAAAAUGGAUUUGAUCCCAUGAUAUUUUUAGAGAUAUCUAAAUGCCUUAAAUCAAUCAGUGAAUUAACUAAUAUCGAACAAAAAAAAUUAUGUAUAUCGAUGGGCGGAUGGGCAGGAAGAUAUAAUGAAUAUGCAUUAGAAGCUGUUAAGCAACUUUUUGAAUCUGCUACUUAUAUGCCAAACUAUAUGGAAAUAACUCAAAGUGCUUAUCAUGAAUUAAUCGAUGAAUUCGAUAAGCAAUGUAAUGAAAAUCAAUCCUUUAUGGAGAUAUAUAGGUUUGUUGCUAAAAAAGUAAAAAUUCAGUAA
Dentiscutata erythropus is the source of this 963-nucleotide messenger RNA. Lineage: Eukaryota; Fungi; Glomeromycota; Glomeromycetes; Diversisporales; Gigasporaceae. The record is from the annotation of a GenBank genome assembly.